This is a messenger RNA of Cyclopterus lumpus (lumpfish), 2040 nucleotides long. Its product is annotated as brain-enriched guanylate kinase-associated protein. The coding region runs from base 13 to 2040 and encodes 675 amino acids. Gene Ontology annotation, cellular component: synapse. The record is from RefSeq and is a predicted model, not a curated record. NCBI's taxonomy places the organism in Eukaryota, Metazoa, Chordata, Actinopteri, Perciformes, Cyclopteridae. The transcript is spliced from 6 exons.
AGAGAAAAAAAUAUGAAAAAGAUAUACAUUGGCAAAACUGCCCUCAAAACACAUAGAAAUGGUUGCAAACAUCAGAAAAGAAGCUCUUUCCACGACCACAAGGACGACCUCCGUAAGCGACUGUCGUACACCACCCACAAACUAGAGAUGGUGGAGACAGAGUUUGAUUCCACUCGGCAGUACCUCGAGACGGAGCUGCGUCGGGCACAGGAGGAACUGGAGAAAUUUACAGAGAAACUACGCAGAAUCCAGAGUAGCUAUGCAGCUCUUCAGAGGAUCAACCAGGAUUUGGAGGACAAGAUGCACAGGACGUCCCAGCACCAUGAAGAGGAAAAGAGAGCCCUCAGCCGGGAAAUCAUCCUCCUCAACAACCACCUCAUGGAUUCGAAGAUCACAAUCAAUAAACUCAGAGAGGACAACGACCUGUACAGAAAAGACUGCAACCUGGCCGCCCAGCUGCUGCAGUGCUCCAAGUCUCACUACAGAGCACACAAGUUGUCUGAGCUGCCGCUGGAUUUCCAGGAACGCAUCAGUUCCCACAUGGAGAAACAUAAUCGGGGUAGCGGAGCCACCAUAGCAAUGUGCCACUCCAAUUACUCUGAUGCUGUGCCCACAGCCAUAAUUGCCAAGGUCCUGGCAAAGCCUGAACCUGGAAGCAGUUGCCCUGUGACACGCUCACCCAGCCCGCAGCCACAGGAUGGAGACUUUCUUACAGCAACAGGAAGCACUGAUCACCUGAACCGUCGCAUUUCAUAUAAAACAUCUGACCUGUACUGCAGCGAUACAGCCCUCUACUGCCCUGAACGAUGGCAAGAUAGAGAGCGCAAGCAGAGCGUUGACCUCCAUGGCACCGGUUUGGUCCAGCUACACGCCCAGAACUCCACUGACAGCAACCCAGAUGAAGAGGCCUACCAAUCCGGAAGUUUCUCCCACCAUGAGCCUCCACCCUCCUUCCACAAUCAGGAUGACUUUGGCACUGGUAGCCUGCCUGCAUCUAGUUCCUACUCCAGCUUCAGCCUUGCAUCGGAUGAGAAGGGAGGAGUUGGUGGUGGUUGUGGGCGCACUGCCAGCAGCACCUUAUCCUCUUCCCACCAGGGUCUCUACAUGGACUGGCGAGAUGGUGGCAGUGGGGACUAUGAGCGUAAAAGUAUGUCCUCUUAUGACAAAGACAGUCAUAGUUUCCCCAAGUCUCUCAGCAUCCAGCAUAUGGUGACCCCCAGGAGCCCGCAGAAGGGAAAUUCAGCAGCGUACACAAGGACUGCUUCAUGCUUCAGUGAACCAUACCAUUCCAGCACCCCUCGUCUGGCCUCCUCUCACAGCAUGGGAUCCACAAUUGGACUCGGCCAGGCUCGUGGAGGAGCUCAGGACAGCCGAAGUGACAUCCAGGUCCCUGAGGAUGACCUAAGCAACCGCUGGAGACAACUGAGUGUAGAAGACAUCAACACGUUCUCAUCUUCCUAUCGUGACCUCACAGGGCGUGUCUCUCCGUACAGUUUUUCUGAGCGCCACUUUGCCAUGGGCCCUUCCAGUAAGGCAAAGGGGUUGCUCUACAGUAGCUUCCAAGAAGGAGAUGACGUCUUCCACAGCCGUGUGCUGGACCAGUGUUUUGCUGUGGGUACCCCAUCACCCAGCCGCAGUCAGAAACCUAUGGAGCAUCGGAAGCAGGAGAAAACGUCUGUGCUGUAUAGAGCCAAGGAGGACAGUCAGGACUCUGAGUGUAGUUUGUUCCUCUCAGGGAGCUCCAAAGAGAAGGAGACUGGUGCCACGGCAGCAAGCAGUGCCAAGAAGGACUACGUAAAUCUGAGUGCAGACAGCUCUGCUGAAUCCUUACACCAAAGCUCCCUGGAAGCCUCAAGUCUUCAACACUACCCCAGCCCCAGGCCGAGUGUUCGGCCUCGCCCGAGCUCCAGCUCCGCUCUCAGUGUUGGUCCCGCACUCCCAAAGAAGUCCUCUCCAAGAUACCAAAAAUUUGGCAGCACGGGAUUGACGAGGAAGGACAGUUUGACCAAGGCACAGCUCUACGGUACACUGCUGAACUGA